Dermacentor albipictus is the source of this 7152-nucleotide messenger RNA. Its product is annotated as zinc finger protein ZIC 5-like. The record is from RefSeq and is a predicted model, not a curated record. Gene Ontology annotation, cellular component: nucleus. Gene Ontology annotation, molecular function: DNA-binding transcription factor activity, RNA polymerase II-specific; RNA polymerase II cis-regulatory region sequence-specific DNA binding. Gene Ontology annotation, biological process: regulation of transcription by RNA polymerase II. Lineage: Eukaryota; Metazoa; Arthropoda; Arachnida; Ixodida; Ixodidae.
GCAAAGGAGCGGGCAGGCGUCGCGCUCCGGGGAGUAGCAGUGCCUGCGCGCGCUCAGUGUGAGUGAGGAGUCGUCCCGCAGCGCGCGACGAUGCUCGCGCCAGCAGCUGCAACAUGAUGGAAAGCGCCGGCAGCCUGGGCCGGCCGCGCACGGCGGCUGCGGCGGCCGCCGCAGCCGCCGCGGCUGCCGCGCGGCUCGACCCUUUCGACCAGGACCUGGGGGCGGCCGAAGCGCCGCACUUCCAGAACGGAUUCGCCAUGCACCCGCACCACCCGCACGCGGCGGCCGCCGCCGCGGGAUACACGGCCGCCGUGGCCAGGGACUUUCUGUUGCGCGGCGCCACCGACCUGGCGCCGCCGCCCCCGCACCACCACCACCACCACGCGGCGACCGCCGCCGACGGCAUGUUCGUGCACCACCAUCACCACCACGCCGCGGCGCCGGACCUGUACACCUCGCGGCUGCCGCUGACCGCGGCCGACGUGUACCGCGGCGACGCGUUCCAGACGCGGCCCGAACCCGUGUACGCGACGUCGAUGGGCGGCCACCCGCACGGAGCCUUCUUCCGCUACAUGCGGCAGCCGGUCAAGCAGGAGCUGACCUGCAUGUGGGUGGAGCCGCCCGCCAUCCACCACCACCCGCACCAUCCGCACCACCCGCACGCGCAGCUGAGCAGCAGCAGCCCGCGAAAGCCGUGCGGCAAGAGCUUCUCGUCCAUGCACGAAAUCGUGACGCACCUGACGGUGGAGCACGUGGGGGGGCCCGAGUGCACCAACCACGCGUGCUUCUGGCAGGACUGCGCGCGCAACGGCCGCCCCUUCAAGGCCAAGUACAAGCUGGUCAACCACAUUCGCGUGCACACCGGCGAGAAGCCGUUCCCGUGCCCGUUUCCCGGCUGCGGGAAGGUGUUCGCGCGAUCCGAGAACCUCAAGAUCCACAAGCGAACGCACACAGGCGAGAAGCCGUUCAAGUGCGAGUUCGAAGGCUGCGACCGGCGGUUCGCCAACUCGUCGGACCGCAAGAAGCACUCGCACGUGCACACCUCGGACAAGCCGUACAACUGCAAGAUCCGCGGCUGCGACAAGAGCUACACGCACCCGAGCUCGCUGCGCAAGCACAUGAAGGUGCACGGCAAGUCGCCGCCCCCGUCGCCCUCCUCGUCGUCCGCGUCGGGCUACGAGAGCGACCCGGGCGCGGCCGGCAUCACCGCAGCGAGCCUCGGCACCGUGACGGGCUCUUGCAACGCCGCGAAUCCCGCCGUCGGCGCGCUGGCCGGGACGCCGCUGCAGCCGCUCGGGCUGUCCGCGGCCUCCCACCAGCUGGCAGCGCCGGCAUCGACGGCGCUGAACGAGUGGUACGUGUGCCAGACGGGCGGCAUGCCCACGCCGCCCAGCAACGAGCACUCGCCGCUGGGCGGGCCACACUCACACCACCUGGCGCCCCCGCCGUACUGACCCCGGCUGACGGGGGCUACAGGCUUCUGAGGACCCCCACCACGACCUGCGUGGAACCCUUCGGCAACAACCGCACGCCGCCGCCGCCGCCGCGAGACGCAGCGGCAAGCAACCACGGCGUUCACACCGGCCGCUACGUCUGCCGCAGCGCCGCCGCGCGGAGAGCGCCACCGCCGCGGCUGAAACCGCGUCCUCUCGCGGCCCAGUGGCCGUGCUAUACCAUCGGGCACGCGCGCUGAGAGCUUCCGCUUCGGAACCAGCGCUCACUAGGAAGGCAGGGCACAAGGCGUCGAGGAAGAAAAGCGGUUCCUUUCCUCGGCCUCGGUCUCGUGUUUGUCUGCUCCAGUGUAAAACGAACUCCGUAGUCAUGACCUCCGCGGGGAGCGAGGCGAUGCCUGGUGAAAACAGAGACGUGCCAGCGAGCGCGGUCAAUCUAUAGCGCGACAAGGCGGCCCAGCGAGAGAACGGAAACGUUGUUCGUGCCGUUGUAGCGCCGCCGCUACUGUGCCACUCGCACAAUGCCUUCCGCAGAGUGCUUGUCAGUGGCGACUACCGCGUCGCUGCGACGCGUGUGAGGUAGCGGUGGCGCGACAACGUCUUGCGAAGAGUACCGCAGGUCCACGGCCGAACAUCGGGCACCAUUGUGUACGGCGUGCAGCAUUUGCGCGAUGUGGCUGCGCGCGCGCAAACGCGCAGGAGAUGCUCAGGGACAGCGCGCACUUGCCGCGCACCGCAUACAUGAGAACCGGAUUCCCGACCUGCUGUGACUCCCAUUUCGGGUGACUCGCUGGGCGCCGAACGCGAUACCCUGUCUGCUUACCCUUCUCUUAAUUUCAUUUUCCCGGUCCAUUUCACGACAAAGCGUUCCGUUGGCUUGCCACUUCUCUAGCUGCGUCCAAAAUGCGUGUAAAUUCACAUCACGUCACAUAAACACGGUUUCCAUGGCCCAUAUUCACGUUCUCACGUAUGCAUUGCCGUUUGGCACUAUUAUUUUUCGUCCGGUUUCGCGGUCCCCAAAACCGUUGCAAAACGUUUGCUACCUUCUUCGACUUGAAUUUUGUGCAGGAAAUACGUCAUUUGGAUUAGGAGCUGUUAUGACAUCAAAAGCGUCCUGAAUUAUCUCAAAGCGCCCACGGACCUCUUAACUUGACGGUUGCGAAGUGUAUUAAAAAAAAUACACAAAACACUGCGAACUGCAUUAGUGCGGUGUGUUCAAUGUGCAUUGCCAUUGUGAGAUCAUAAGGUAUUCUUGUACGAAAAAGAAAUAUUAUUGUUAAAUGUUAAAAUUUUGGACGCAGCUGGAAGUGCGCAGAACACUUGCUGCUAACACCACUAACGCUGGAGGCCUGCCGCUGAAAAGACACUUGUACCGUUCGUGUGUGUGUUAUUAUUAUUUUUGAGGCUCUUCAGCACACAUGAGAACUGUACAGCUGUUUGUUUAUGCGUGUAUGUGUGUGUGUGACAUUCUUUCUUGUUGUUUUCUCUGCUUUGCAUAAAUUGACAGAAAUUAGCAUGUAUGAAUGAAAGCAGAAACGCUUGUGUUCUUUUUCGCUUGUGAUAGAAAUGAUUUUCUCCUACUGUGUAUUACCAUGCCGCUUCUGACAUUUGUAUUUAGCCGGAUCGGCGAUCUCAGGGCGAUCAUAGCAUGUGUCUGCCUACUUCCGUGCGAAAGAAAGGAAAAAAGAAAAAGUAAAAACACAAGGACACGAUCGAAAAGGACAUACGUGGCCCCGUCCACCACACUAGAAACAAUGGCGUGACCUUUAGCGGGUUAGACAACUGAAGUACGUCUGUGUAUGCAAAUGCCGCGUUAGUUUCACGAAGAUGAAGUGGUCUCCGUUUAGUUACUCGAAGAGAUACCAUCUUUUUUAAGCCAUUCGAACCAAAAACAUCAGAGCGCAAAAAGGAAAAGAAAGAAUGUAGUACAUCAACACAAGAAAACCGCCGCAGGAGACCCCUGUAUUCUGUCUCGGAGAACAAAAAUUGCUGAACUGGCAAGAAAAACAUCUGUGCUUUCAAACUCUCAAACAACUUGCUAGGUACAUAAGAUUUCUUGAUUUUCUACUUAUAAGACAGGCGACUUGCUUAUAUCUUGCAAUUUUUGAACAAAAUAAAUACAUGUUUACGCGCAUGUAAAAGGCAUGCUAAGGAAUGAGAUCGGUCAGCCUGGAUGCUUAGACAAUGAGACUUAGUACAUACCACUUGCAUCUGUCUCCUCAGGAGUCUCUCGUAUUUGAAUUCAUCCCUGAGGAGUCAGCGUUAUUUUCCUUUUUUUUGGUCAUGUGACAUUGUAACGAUGUAGGAAGCAGAAGCGGCUCUUUUAUUUAAUUUCGCGUUCGUGCGGAAUCAAUCAACGAAUAAUCAAGUAAUAAAUAAAUAAGAUAGGCAAAGCACUCAAUAAGUAAGCAAAAGAUGACAAAGAUCGCUAAAAUUAAAGUAAGGCGCAACCUAAGGCGAGAAGGUUAAAACGCCUAGUCCUUGCAAACUACUUAUAGGUAUAGCCAUUAUCAUCCAUUAUCGUUGUGUGUGCGCUCGGACAGGUAUCUUCUUCCUACGAGAAAGGAAGGUAUUGGGCGCGGGCAAGUUGACGCGUAAUCACAGGCAGCGUUGAAAGGAUACUGGAGCUGAACAAUAAAUCAGAUUAAACCGCUUUACACAACUUUUCGCGAUCUUCCCUCACAGAAAUUUAUUUGGCAGUCUAUACAAGGUAUGCGGACUGAUUUCAACAAUCUGUGGACCUGUCAUUCGUUCAACUAAUCUCCGUCUAUCAGUAUGUCUAUAAUUAAGCUGCAGACAAAAUAAACAUCAUACGAGGUAAAGUAACUUAUGUCUAUACAGCCAGUAUACAUACCUCCGAGUGCUUUCUUAGACAGUAACUAAGGCAAUCUUAGUGUGAAAAUUUGCAGCUGAAUGCCUAAUUUUUCUCCUUGAACUUUUAUUCGCGUUCGUACGACAGCAGCCACGAUGUCAUUGCGCGACAACACAGGUUUGGCGACUCGAGACCGUUCCUUCUGAGCUUUCUGAGAAUGACGCUGACGCAGUCUGUGACGUCAUAGGGACGUGCUUUCAGAAUUCGAAUGGGGAUUCACCACCGGCCUUUCGCUUUCCCGACGUCUCCUCGUGUGACGAGCGUCUGCUCUCAGCAACAGAGAACUAUUCGCUGUAUCAGUAUUGUGGUCUGCCUGUGUAACUGGGCGUCAUGUGUUUAACCUUUUGUGCCCUUCUAAGCGGCAUUCACUACCUCAGAUCGCGCGGAGCAAAGGUCGCGGGCGCGACUGCGCUCACGCGAUUUCACGGUGCGGCGAAUGAGUAUUGACACCGCGUGUCUCGCGGCGUCAUCCGAGAGAUUGGUCGCUUCGCAAGGUUGUAAAAUGCGCGACGUCUUUGUGUGGCGGGCGGCGUCACUCGCGUGUCUACUACGAUUGGCUGCAGCGAUCGUGACGUCACGCAUCAGGUGCGAGAGUCGAUGAUCCCAGUGUUCCAUUUCGACGGUGGAUGUGUACUUACAGUGACACGUAUAGCAGCGCGAAGUACAGCUCUUUCCUCGCAACGCUCCUCAAGUCAAGGCCGGGGCGUGCUGUAUUCAGGUGGCUCCAGUGAAUCUCGUUUUGAUUGCGUGUGAUCGCGCUGGACAUGAAAACGAAAAAAAAAAAAAUAGACAUCGUCACCGCGCCCACUCACCUUCUCCGACCGACAGAGAACUGUCACACGUCUUCCAAGAGCCAAUGAUGAUCUUGCGGAUAUGUCGCCACCAAACUAUUACUGCAUGCAGUGUUGCCGAAAUUUCGCAAAACAAUAUCCUGCGAAAAUUUGCACAAGUGUCUAAUUUGCCUGAGUACCACUCUUGCUUAUCUACUUCCGUUUCAAGGUAACCAAAAUGGGCUGAGACGUCGUCUCACAAUCGCAAAUGUUUAGAUGGCCGACGCGUGGUUCACUAGAAAUACCCAUUUUUGGAACCCGUAAAUCCGUACAGUUCUAACCUUUGUACUAUUUAUUCAUAUUGUUUCAUUAUGGUUUGACAGAAAAAAAAAUGUUUUUUUCAACCUUCUGGAAAUUUACUUCGAACAUUCAAAACGAAAAACAAAUUGAGAGAGAGAGUACUGUGCUGUUCAGUGCAUUGACGGGCAAUGAAAGCGGUUUUCAGGCGUACAAAUUUGAAAGUAGAAAAAAAAUGCAAAUGAUUAAACGGGCGCCUAAAGCGUUUGAUCUCAGGCCAGCGAAAGAAAGAGAGAGAGAGAGAGAGAAAAAAAGGCAAGUUCAUUAUCUGCUUAUCUGCAGAAAACCGAUAAGAAUAGAAACAAAAAUCUCUCGGAAUGGGCGUUCCAGAAAAGCCCAUUCGUUUUUGCGCCUGUGUUUUAUAGUCAAAGGCAGGCAAGCGAUGGAGCACAUUUCCUCGUAUGCGCGUACAGUCCUUGCCAAAAGUAUCUAGGCCAGAGCGCAAUACCGACAAGAGCUAUCAUCACCCGGGCCAGUAGCAGGCAUCUCGAGGCAAUCUUUGCGUUUCGGAGUGUGCACGUCAGCAGGCUCUGUCUUUCUAAAUCUCCGUGGCCUUGAAUAAUGCCUGUGCGGCUCAGUAGCUCAGAGACCGCAUUUUGAUGCUGGUAGAAUGCAAAAAGGCACCAGUGCAGAUUUCAGUCUGUUAUCAGAAAGCCUAGAUGGAUAAAAUUAUCCCGGAACCCUAGGUUUCGGCCUAUCUCAAGCCCCGGUUACAGUUUUGGGAAGCGAAACCCGAUCAAUUUUCAUAUACAACUCUUAAGGAACGACAGGCUGCACAGCAACACGUCGCAGUGAGAGCUCCGGUGGCACGCACGGUGGCCUCGAAACUUUUGGCACGAUCUGAACGAAGAACAUACGGCGUUGGCUCGCGUCCUCGCUUUGCAUGCCCAUGUUGUAAGAUAUACGCCUCCAUCGUUUUUCAUCCACUGUGUGUUUCGGCGUCACGAUCGUUGUCAUGCGCGUGUGUUUGUGCGUGCUCGCAAAAGUCAAGCUGCGCCCAUGUGCCGGUGCGUGUGUUUCGCGCACCUGCGCGAAGUAGGGUUGUCGAGCCUCGGGCGGCGGACCACCGCGUGUGUGUACGUCACCGCCGUCGACCGCGCCUUGGGACCACAAACAGAACGGACGUACUUCGACGCACCAGUCAUGCCUCGAGAGAAGAAGGCAAAAGGAGAGAGACACUGCGCGCGCUUGGUCACGUGAUAGACCGCUCGGCCGUGCGCAUCUACACGCAUGCGCAGAAGCGGGACAACAUUAUCUGUGUGUGUCUGUGUGUGUCUGUGCCUACCAGUAAAAGAAACAGCUGUUGUCGUGAACGACGCGCAGGCAACGGCGGAUGACUGUGUGUGACCGGGUCGUGAGUGUACGUGAACUGACGAAGUGCAUAGAGGACGCUAUACAUGAACAUGCAUGCUUGUGCGCUCUAUUCGGACGUGUCUGUGUACGUGAUAUGUGCGUGUGCGCGUGUGUCUGUGUACAUUUUGAGCUCUCUAUUUUAUUACGGCGUCGAGAACACCUCUUCUAUCCACGUCUUCUCCCUGGCCCGAAGCCUUUCACCCUCCGGUCGACAUCCCGCCGAGAAGAAAAAUCCCAAGUGAUAGAGCAUGCAAUGCACUCGUCGUCUAUUUUUGCAAUGAACUUGGACAAAACCGUAGGACGUGAAAGUGAAUGCAGCAUUAAAUGAGAGAGAGAAAAAAAACAGACG